Anopheles stephensi (Asian malaria mosquito) is the source of this 6188-nucleotide messenger RNA. RefSeq lists its product as uncharacterized. The transcript has 11 exons. The coding region runs from base 189 to 5009 and encodes 1606 amino acids. NCBI's taxonomy places the organism in Eukaryota, Metazoa, Arthropoda, Insecta, Diptera, Culicidae. Gene Ontology annotation, molecular function: polyamine oxidase activity. The record is from RefSeq and is a predicted model, not a curated record.
GCAAAAUUCUAGUGAACCACGGAACCUGUUUUUUAUCAGCACGAUCAGCACUGGAACGAGGCAAGCUGAUCCUCUCGCAGUUCACGCAGUUUAACUCUAGUCUAGUCUGUGCUUGGUUAGCGUUUAGUGAAGGGGACGAAUUAUUACAAAAGUUUUCAGUUUAUUAAGCACCUGAAAGCGUGCACAUCAUGAAGUAUCAUCCCAUCCCCGUUGGCUGGCGGCUGAUGGCGAUGGCCUUCAUCACCAUUAGCAUUAGCUCAGUUAAUGGUGCGGCGAUCAAGAAUCCACGAAUAAUCGUAAUCGGUGCCGGUGCUGCCGGUAUCGCUACCGCGAGCCGUCGCUAUCAGCGAGGUCUCAAAAACGUCACCAUCGUGGAAGCGUCGGACCGUAUCGGUGGCCGAGUGUACAGCGUUCCGUUCGCCGGUGGCGUUGUGGAGCUCGGUGCCCAGUGGUGCCAUGGCGAGGUAGACAACAUAGUGUACGACCUGGUUAGGGAGCAUCAUCCCGAGAUGCUUCAAUCUUCCGUCGUGGCCGACGGUGCGGCGGCUUUGGUGCAUUCUAAUGGGGAGCGUGUGCCUGACGCCACGGUGGAAAAGUUGUCCUUUUUGGCUGCGGAAAUCGUUGGCUCGGAUGCGCGCAAGUCUUACGCCGGCAGUUUGGGUGACUACUUUAGCGAAAGCUACUGGCGACGGUUGCAGUCCGAUGCGGCCAACUUUAGUGAUGUGAGCCGUGAGCUGGCGGAACAGUUCCUGGUGUACUACCAUAACUACGAGCGUGGAUACACGGCGUACGAUUCGUGGUUCGAGGUGGCAGCGAACGAGACGGAUAGUUACCAGGAAUCGGAAGGGAAUCCGGUGCUGGCCUGGAACAGCAAGAAAGGCUACUCCAUUAUCCUGGACAUUGUGUCGGGCAACUAUCCGGGAACAACGGACAGCACUCGAACGCCCGUGCCCUUAGAGCAACUGAUCGAGUUCGACAAGUUCGUAACAAACAUUGAAUGGGCUGGAGGGUCCGACCAUCCUCACCAGCACGUCGUUCGCCUGCACACCGAAGAUGGUUCCGUGUACGAAGCCGACCACGUCGUUGUGACGGUGCCACUGGGAAUACUGAAAGAAAACCAUCGCUCAAUGUUCACCCCAUCGCUGCCGGCCAUAAAUCGACGCGCCAUCAGCGGAAUACACUUCGGCACGGUCAACAAAAUAUAUCUCCAGUUUGAUAGACCAAUCCCGCCCGAAGUUCCCAACACGAUUUCACUGCUCUGGUACGAAUCGGACCUAGAAGCGAUCCGAAGUUCAGAACACGGUUGGACGGAGGCGGUGUCGACCUUCUUCCGCGUUGAUCAUCAACCGAACGUACUGGCGGCAUGGCUGAAUGGGGUCGAGGGACGUCAAGCAGAGCACCUAACGGAGGAAGCUAUUCGCGAAGGUUUGCUGCGUCUGUUGAGUAUGUUUGCCAAAAACGUAGACUUCGGCAAGGUGGUAAAUGUGCGAAGAUCCAAAUGGUCAACCAAUCGUCUAUUCCGUGGAUCGUACUCCAGUCGCUCGAUGAAGACCGAACAGCUAGGCACCGGGGCCCGAUAUCUUGCCAGCCCUGUGAUGAGUGCCAGCACCAAGAAACCGGUGGUAUUGUUUGCAGGGGAAGCUACUAGCCGGUACCGGUUCUCCACGGUUCAUGGCGCUAUCGAGAGCGGAUUUCGUGAAGCUGAUCGUUUGCUCGAUCUGUAUCAGUCGUGGACCCGUGAGCAAACAAACAUUCGCUACUCCUGUUCCCCCCCCCCCCCCCCUUUUUCCGACUACAAAAACUGGCCAUUGUGUGAGAACAGUCGCCCAAAAACGUUUAUAUAUGGUCCAGCUGCUUCAGCACAAGAUCAUUUGCGUGUUUGCCGAAACACGCGUCGCGGCUCAAACUUAACGAGCUCCAGUAUGAGGCGGUGUACUUCUUCACUGAUCGGAUUGCUUACCUGGCUCGUCCUGGCGGCGUACGUGCAUGGAGCGGCCAAUCCUCGGAUAAUCAUUGUCGGUGCCGGUGCGGCCGGUAUUGCCGCCGCCAGCCGGCUCUAUCAGAGGGGCUUCAAGAACAUUACCAUUCUGGAAGCGUCACAGCGGUUCGGGGGCCGCAUCCGCACGACACCGUUCGGUGGUGGCAUUGUGGAGCUCGGUGCUCAAUGGUGCCACGGUGAGCAGGGUAAUGUGGUGUACCAGCUGGCUUCGGUCUAUCCCGGGCUGCUCAAGUCUUCCAUCAUUGCCGACGAGGAUGCGGUGCUGAUCCGUUCGAGCGGUGUACGAGUGGCGGAAUCGGUCGCGGAACGGUUGCAAACCAUGGCGGAGGGCAUCAUCGAGUCGGAAGGGCGGGAUUCGUUUGGCGGCAGCUUGGGCGAGUACUUCACUCGGCAGUACUGGCAAAAGCUGGCCACACCCGCGUUCAAGGACAUUAGCCGUGAGCUGGCGGAACAGUUCCUGGUGUACUAUCACAACUACGAGCGUGGUUACACGGCGUACGAUACGUGGUUUGAGGUGGCAGCGAGCGAAACGGACAGCUAUGUGGAACCGGCCGGCAAUCAGGACAUUGCCUGGAACGGAAGGAAAGGCUUCUCCGCCAUUCUGGACAUUGUUUCGGGCAAACAACCGGGAACUACCAACAGGUCGCUCACACCGGUGCCACUCGGCAAGCUCAUCACGUACGGCAAGUUCGUCACGAACGUGCAGUGGAAGGGAUCGUCCGACGGUGAUGUGAUCGUCAAAGCGCAGGAUGGGUCCGUGUACGAAGCGGACAACGUCAUCGUAACCGUUUCGCUGGGCGUACUGAAGGAGAACUACCGGACGAUGUUCACGCCGGCCCUGCCCACCGUCAACCAGGACGCCAUCAACGGGCUGUACUUCGGCACGGUCAACAAGAUAUUCGUCCUGUUCGAUGCACCGAUACCGGCCGAUUUCCCCAACACCGUCCAUCUGCUGUGGUACAAGCCGGAUCUGACCGCGCUGCGUCAGUCGCCGCAUGCAUGGGCCGAAGCCGUGUCCACCUUCUUCCGCAUCGACAAUCAACCGAACGUGCUGAUGGCCUGGCUGAAUGGGGCCGAAGGGCGGCGGGCCGAGUAUCUGCGGGAUGCACCGAUCAGGGAUGGCAUUUUGCAUUUGCUGAAAAUAUUCGGCAAAAAUCUCAAGUUCGGUAACGUGCUGGGUCUUUUAAGAUCGAAAUGGUCAUCGGACCGGCUGUACCGUGGUUCGUACUCCAGCCGUUCGAUCACUACGGAGAACAUGAACACGGGUGCACGAGCGCUUGGGACACCGGUGCGGAAUGCGGCCAACGAACCGGUCCUAUUGUUUGCCGGCGAAGCCACCAAUCCGGUACACUAUUCCACCGUUCACGGUGCGAUUGACAGUGGGUUCCGGGAGGCCAAUCGGUUGAUCCGCUACUACAGACAGGUGCCGGCGGCAAACUAUUUUCAUUCAUACUUGUUUGUUGCUAAGCACGGUCCAACGCUGCGUCCGCCAAUUUCGAUGAGCCAAUCCGUCCCGAGAGUGUUAAUAGUGGGAGCCGGUGCAGCUGGCAUUGCCGCUGCCACUCGGCUGCUUGAGCGAGGAUUCCGAAAUCUGACGAUCCUGGAAGCGGAAAACCGCAUCGGUGGGCGAAUCCAUUCCGUGAGGCGUGGACCGAACGUGCUAGACUAUGGAGCUCAAUGGGUACACGGGAAGGACAACAAUUUCAUCUACGAUAUGGCGUCCCAGUACGGGCUGCUCGAGAUCGAGCAGCACAAGGAGAAUGAGCUGUACUACAAAUCUAGUGGCGAACCCGUGCCAAAGGAAGCGUCCGAUCGGGUGAUCGAUACCCUGUACACGCUGCUAGAAGAUACGGCCGCUUUGCAAGCAUUUUCCGGAUCGCUGGGAGCGUACUACGAUCAGGUAUUCUUCGAUGCUGUCCGGGCCGGGAAGUUUGCCGGUAUCGACCAAAGCACCUGCCACCAGCUGUACCAGUUCUUCGUCAAGUACCACAACACCUACAACGCAACGGACACACUGCACGAGGUGUCCGGCGCCGGUUUGCUGGAGUUUGAAGACAAUCAGGACGAGUUUCUGAUCAAUUGGAAAAAUCGUGGAUUUCACACACUGCUCGAUCUGCUCAUGCGAAAACUUCCUGAGCAGCAGAACCCGGGCGCCGCACCUAUCCCGGUGGAAGAGUACACAAAGUUCAACCAUGUCGUCAGUUCCAUUAAAUGGAGCAACCUGAACAAUCCCCACAGCCGGGUGCGGGUGGCGUGUACCAACGGUGCCACGUUCACUGCCACCCAUCUCAUACUCACCGUGUCGCUCGGUGUACUGCAGGACAGGCACGGUGCGUGGUUCGAUCCGCCACUGCCCGAACCGAAGCGUAACGCCAUCGACGGCCUCUACAUCGGAACGAUCGACAAGAUGUUUCUCGAGUUUGCCGAACCCUUCUGGCCGCAGGACAACAGCUGGCACGGGUUCGGUUUGCUGUGGGAACCGAACGAUCUCGAACAGUUGCGGCGCCACGAUGGCCGCCAGUGGUUGGAGGGUGUGUGCGCCUUCUUCGUUCCGGACCGUACGGAAAAGCUGCUGGCGGCUUGGAUCUAUGGGCGGGAUGCGCGCACAAUGGAAGCGCUGCCGGAGCAGGCGGUCAUCGACGGGUUGAUGUACUUGUUGCACAAAUUCUUGCCCCACCUCCCGGUGCCAGCCGCUCCACGCUGGUUCUCCCGCAGCCGUUGGUACAGCAAUCCACACUUUCGCGGUUCGUACAGCAGUCGAUCGGUGAAGUCGGAUGCGAUGCGGGCAACGGCGGCCGACCUGGCCGAACCACUGCUGCUGGAGAGUGCCGAACCGCGGAACCGCAUCCCGGUGGUCCAGUUCGCAGGGGAAGCUUCACAUCCACAGUUCUACUCCACCGUGCAGGGUGCCGUUGCGAGCGGCUGGCGUGAAGCGGAUCGUUUGAUCAACCUCUACCGCAGCACCACAACACCCGGCGACGGAGUUGCGCCACCGUUGGGGAAGCUGUAGGAGGCCCGUUCUUCGGAGCUGGUAAAGCCGUCUCGGUUUAUCGGUAGAGUUUCGUUUGUUUUAAAGUUUUAUUGAAGACAUUUUCUCGUUUUACUCAAAUAGUGUUCGGUCUCUUGGCCGCCCUUCCCUUCGCAGCAGUUCAGCUACGAUACACAAAUCUCAUCGUAGAUGAGGCGCGGCGGGUUUUUAUGCUUUUGCCCUCUGGGUUUUCUUUUUCUUUUCUUUUGAAGCCCAUUUCGCUCUCACUAAACAUACAGGGUGGUGUGUAUUUGCAUCUGUGUCUGGGUGUGUGUGUGUGUGUUCUUGCUUUCUAACCGUCCGUUCGAAUCAAGACGAUAGAGGAUGGUUCGUUCUGUUUACAAUCUAAACGUCUGAUCAUGGGAUGAUGAGACUAAAGACGUUCGAUCCUUACACACACACACACACGCACGCACACAUACGCCAUUCGAACAUUCUUCUAUAACAAUCAGGGUGCGUCGGGUUUGAGGAGGGAUUGAGUGAGGGAGGGUAGGAAGAUUGUUGGGAGGAGGGAUGGGGAACGGCCACUUCUUAUUGCGAGAGCUUUUCUUUUCCUUUUUACACAGUUAUUCAUUAAAAAAAAACGUAUCAUUUCCUUUCUUACGCACUGUACUGAGAGUCUAAUGUGUUUGCUUACUUAAAUCGGGCGAAGAAAGGUGCAAUGUGUGACACACUCGCGGCAGCAGCAGCACACACACACCUUCUUUCUUCUCUGUCGCAUCAUUUCGCCAGCAUCUUAAAGCCUAAUUCUUUUUAACCAAAUUGUACCAUGCUUUCAUCCUGCGUCAUUUUUUCCUUUUUUUUUGGUUGCUUAACUUGCCUUUUCGGGGCCUCGGCCAGAGAGACGGACCCCACUUGUUUGUCCGUUGUUUUAUUUCUUUUUGGCCAACAAUUCGCUUCUAUAUACUAUCUUAAUCUCGUGCUGAUUUUUUCCCCCAAUAUUCUAUCCCCAAAAAAAGAAACCAAUCCGCUUUAAGGGUCGGCAGCAAGACGGGGGGGUCGUGAACGCGGGAAAAUAAAUUCAAUAUGAGGAGAGAAGAAAGGGAGACUGGAUUUCAAAUGUAAAAGAGCUAAUGUUAAGUGCUACGCCUACCACCUUACACACCACCAAACCGGCUAAAGCAAGAAGAAGAAAUAAAAGAAUGGAUUCAUUUUUCGGAA